AUGACUUUGGAAGGAAAAAACAUUCCUAAACCAAUCACUUCAUUCCAAGAAGCUAAUUUUCCAGUCACUAUCUUUCAAGUUUUAGGUGAUUUAGAAACAUUGAAGAAGAAAACCUUUGUCAUUAAAGAGGGUAUCCAGUAUCGUAUACGAAUAGACUUUUAUGUCCAAAGAGAGAUUGUAACAGGCCUCAAGUAUGUGCAGAAAAUUUUUAGACAUGGAAUCCAAUGUGACAGCAUUUCUAAUAUGGUUGGAAGCUAUGCUCCCAAGAAAGAAAUACAGUCUUAUACCACUCCAUUGGAAGAUAUGCCAUCUGGGAUGCUAGCAAGAGGAAAUUACACAGUGAAAUCACUCUUCACGGACGACGACAAAAGUGAACAUUUGAAAUGGGAGUGGAGUUUUGAAAUAAAAAAAGAAUGGAAUGAUUGAGGGCGGUUUACGGCAUGGACUCUCUUAUCUACUUUCUAAACAUUGAAUCUGUUAGAUUAAAAAAGCCAGAAUAAUGGCAGUAUUAUGUAAAUUUAUUUUUCUUUCCUUACUGAGCUAGAUAUUUUCCAUUUACAGGAAAUGAAUAUGCAAUGAAUGAUGUGGUAGCUCAAAUCAUGUUUUGUGCCUUAUGCUUUCCGAAUGGCUAAUUUGGCAUUUAUGAUCUUACUACAAAGCAAUCACAUGUUGCUCUUAAUGCACAAUUGUGGUGGUGCUAAGCUUCUGGUUUGUCAAAGUGUGAAAUGGUUUGCCAUGUGACAUUUACUCAAUGUUAAAAGCCAAACUGAAUGAUACUUCCGGACUUCUUCCUAAAUAAAGUGCAAUGAAUCUGUGCAACAAAUCUAAUUGGAAGUUAAUAUGCUUCCAGUACAUUUCUUAAAAAUUAAAAGAUCAUUUUUCUACUAAUUCAUAUGAUUGUGAAAUAAUAAAAAAUACAAACAAAGAAGUGUCUUUUUUUUUAAUAUGAUAAAUGAUUACAAUAUAAUUCUUUUAUCAGAUCCAUAUAUUUAAAGUCUAAAUUGAUUAUCAGAUUUCAGGUAAUACAUUACAUUGUUGUUUUUAUAAAUUUGUUUAUUAAAUUAAAGCACACACAUUUCACAAUUUUGUAAUGCCUUAAUGAUGCAUAUCAUUUCUAAACAAUCUUGUAGAUGUACAGUACAUAAAUGCAAUAUAUGUGUAUGUCUGAUUUGAAAAAUAAAAUUUGUCAAUUAAUUUUUGCCUUGUACAGGUGAUUCCCAAAUGUUUACCAAAUAAUAUGGUAUGAUUAAUAUGUUGAGAAUGAGAUUUAUUUUAAAAAUCAUAUUAAAAAAAAUAGCAUGAGGCAAUUAACAUUCCUUUAUAAUUUUGUUGCAUUAAAAUAAUGAUUUUAAAGUGUCAAAUGCAAACUAUAUUAUUUAUGAAUAGUUAAUUUUGUAUUCAUACUAAUCAUAAGAUCAAUAUUGAAAAUCUGAGCUUUUCAUUGUUAAACUGUCUUUUAAAAAUUUUGAUUUUAUAUACAGAAAAAUAUUUCAAAAUGUAAAAUCUUACUUUUAGCCAUUAUGAUGAUAAAGUUAAUAUUUAAUAAAAGAUUUGUGAUCCACUUCAACUGCAUUUCAGUCCUGUAGACACUAUCAUCUGAGAUAUAGACCUAAUUUUUGAUAGACAAGCUCUUCUCUGCUUGUAUAAGUUUUCAUUAUCUUGUUACAAAUAAACUGGUAAAACUGUU
Centruroides sculpturatus (bark scorpion) is the source of this 1687-nucleotide messenger RNA. RefSeq names its product rho GDP-dissociation inhibitor 1-like. Gene Ontology annotation, molecular function: Rho GDP-dissociation inhibitor activity; protein binding. The record is from RefSeq and is a predicted model, not a curated record. Gene Ontology annotation, biological process: Rho protein signal transduction. NCBI's taxonomy places the organism in Eukaryota, Metazoa, Arthropoda, Arachnida, Scorpiones, Buthidae. Gene Ontology annotation, cellular component: membrane; cytosol; cytoplasm. The coding region runs from base 1 to 426 and encodes 141 amino acids. The transcript is spliced from 4 exons.